Molecule: messenger RNA, 2514 nt
Organism: Pseudonaja textilis
Lineage: Eukaryota; Metazoa; Chordata; Lepidosauria; Squamata; Elapidae
Gene: ASB3
Product: ankyrin repeat and SOCS box containing 3
Biological process (GO): regulation of transcription by RNA polymerase II; intracellular signal transduction
Cellular component (GO): cytoplasm; nucleus
Molecular function (GO): RNA polymerase II-specific DNA-binding transcription factor binding
Source: RefSeq, a predicted model, not a curated record
CUCCGCCAUCUUACGGAAUAUCCCGCGCCGAGUGGCGGAGCCCGCUGAGGGAAGCAUCUUCUCAGUUUUCCCUACAGGCUGUUCCGGCAACGACGUGGAACCGUCGUGGUGGCAAGGGGGUUGCGCCGAGCUUCCCCCUUUGAGGUUCUUGGGCCAGGCAGCGGGUUUUAACUUCAAACUAGGGAAGUGAGGAUUCGGGUUCUGCAGCCCGUUGAGUCUCAAAGGAGGCGUCCUUGCUCUUUGCUUACUUUGCUGCACGAAUGUAACCUGUAACUUUACGCGAUGCUUGAGUAUGUGCUUUGAAUCCAGUUGGGAUGGAUUUUACAGAAGCCUAUUCUAAUAGAUGUUCGGCUGUUGGGCUAGUAGCCAGAGAAGGCAAUGUUAAACUUUUGAAGAAACUAAUCAGAAAAGGAUACAGCAUUGAUGUUCCUGAUAACAGAGGUUGGAUGGCUAUUCAUGAAGCUGCAUUUCAUAACACAAAUGAAUGUCUAAAGCUUUUAAUUCAAGCAGCACCCUCUGAGAACUACAUAAGAUCCAAAACAUUUGAGGGUACUUCUCCAUUACAUCUUUCUGCAAGUAGGGGAAACCUGGAAUGUACUGCUAUUCUUCUGGAAUCUGGUGCUGAUCCUGAUGAAGUCACUAAUGAUGCCACCACACCCUUAUUUCUAGCUGUUGAAAACGAACAUACUAAUGUGAUUAAGCUUCUCCUUCAAUAUGGAGCCGAUAUUAAUGGAUCCCACUGCUGGUCUGAAUGGAAUUCUUUGCACCAGGCUGCUUUUCAGAAUUAUUCUGAAAUACUGAAAAUACUCCUAGAUGAAGGAGCCAACAAAGAAUGUGUAGAUGAUUUUGGGAUCACACCUUUAUUUAUUGCUGCACAAUAUGGAAAACUGGAAUGCUUAAGGAUACUUAUAUCAUAUGGAGCAAACAUCAAUUGUCAAGCAAAAGAUCAAGCCACACCCCUCUUCAUUGCUGCCCAGGAGGGCAAUGACAAAUGUGUGGAGCUGUUACUAGCCAAAGGAGCCGAUCCAAACCUAUACUGCAAUGAAGAAAAAUGGCAGCUACCUAUUCAUGCAGCAGCACAAAUGGGACACAGCAACAUAUUACGCAUGCUAAUACCAGUUACUGACCGAGCUUGUGGUAGUGCUGAAGGCAAAGUGAGUCCUGUCUACUCUGCGAUCUACAGCGGUCAGGAAAUUUGCUUGGAACUUUUGCUUAAAGAAGGUUACAGUCCGGAUGCUCAGUCUUGUCCUGUUUUUGGCUGCAAAUCGCCAAUGUAUCUUGCUUUUCAAAAAGGAAGUGAAAUAAUUCUCAUUCUUCUGAAAUAUGGAAUCAAAAUUCUUGAAAUAGAUUUAGGCCUCUGCCUGCUACAUAGAAGAUACAAUCUCUUUCGGCAUUUCUUGAGGAAGGAUUGCACGCUCCCAUGUCAGCUGCACCUAGUAGAAUUUUCAAAGUGUGCAGUCGUUGCUGGAAAUGACUACAGAGAAUGGCUGCCCUCACUCUUGCUAGCUGGGUUUAAUCCUGUGAAUCUUCUCUUUCAUGACUGGAUUUUCUCUGUAAGCAGUGAUGCUCUGAACUUCCUUCUGGAAUUUACUAAUUGGAAGAGGCUUCCGUGGAAUGUGGAACAGGAUCUUUCCAGCCGCAAGGCCACUUCCGCGUGGAUGCCCUGUAGUUACUUUGAACAUAUCCCAUCUUUGUCUCAUCUCUGCCGCCUGGAGAUUCGGUCACUUUUAACAAGUGUUUGUUUGCAAUCAGACCAGCACAUCCGCCAGUUGCCGAUACCUACUUGCCUACAAGACUUUUUACUUUAUUUGGAUGUAUUAAGAACAUACUCCAUUUCAGAAUCUUGGCUUAAGGUGGGAGAAGUCAAUGAAGAAAGUACCCUGCCAUCUUGUUCUAAUUCAGAACAUAAAGAAGAGAAAAAAUAGAACUGCUAUCUGAAUGUUUAAAGAGUUUUCCACUUUUAUAAAGAAUGUUCUGUUUGGUGGUUGUUGCAAAGGUAUUCAUUUCUCUUCUGUCGCUCACUAUAAGAUAAUUUCAUUCAACAGUCCAGAAAGAAUUUCCUCACAUGUCUCUCAAAUGUGUUGGACUUAAAUUACAGCAAUGUUUUGAAUGCACAUGGAUGCUUUCGGAUAACUUACAUCUUUUGUGAGUUUCCACUCAAAAUAAAUAAAAAAUGUCAUAUAAACAUAGAUCAUGUCAAUGAUCAGUUGCAUCUAAGACAAGCUGUGAUGACAUCAAAAUGACAACCUGUGUGACUUGACCUUAUGUGGCAGACUUUUCAUGCUACUAUGACAUCUGAUACAACAACUUUCUUUGUGUAACAGAGUUAUCAUACAUGUUUUACUCAUUUGCCCUCCAGGGGAUACUGAUGACAGUGGUCACUCCAAAAUUAAAAUACAUUUCUUGGGAGUAUUCUUGAUAAAGUAUUUUGUUGUUGCCUUUGCUCACAAUAAUAUGAAUUUAUUAACAAUAAUAAAUGAAAUUUAUGAAAUAAAUAAAUGAAUUCAUGUCUUG